Pieris brassicae (large cabbage white) is the source of this 1869-nucleotide messenger RNA. Its product is annotated as carboxypeptidase Q-like. The transcript has 3 exons. NCBI's taxonomy places the organism in Eukaryota, Metazoa, Arthropoda, Insecta, Lepidoptera, Pieridae. Bases 42 to 1448 code for a protein of 468 amino acids. Gene Ontology annotation, molecular function: metallodipeptidase activity. Gene Ontology annotation, biological process: peptide catabolic process; proteolysis. The record is from RefSeq and is a predicted model, not a curated record.
UCAUAGUUUAUACAAGUGAUCCCAAUAACAAACGCGCAACAAUGACAAAUAAAUAUAAAAUUUGCAUAAUUCUAAUUGUUUAUUGUACUUUUGUUUGUUCUUAUUCAAUGCAUAAUGACAAUUGUGAUUUGGACGACGCAUUAGUUAAAGAAAUUGCAAGUUAUAAAAAUAUUACAGACAAAAUUAUCAAGGAUAUAAAGAAUGAAUUAGGAUCAAGAAUGUAUAAUUUGUUUUCAGAAUUUAUAGACAAAUACGGAGCACGACCAUCCGGUAGUAAGAUUUUGGAAGAUUCAAUAGAUCACAUGGUUAACCUUACUAUUGGCUCCGGACUUAACGAUGUUACUACCGAAGAAGUAGAGGUACCUCACUGGGUGCGAGGUACUGAGACUUUAGAGAUGCUACAACCUCGCUACAAAAAAGUUGCAAUUAUCGGCCUAGGUCCAUCAAUUUCUACUCCAAGUGAAGGCAUUACGGCUGAAUUACUUGUUGUGAAAACUUUCAAAGAACUGGAUAGUUUAAAUAAAGAAGAUGUUCGAGGCAAAAUCAUUUUGUUUGAUGAGCACUAUACUUCAUAUGGGGAAACCGUUAUUUACAGGGUUCAAGCUGCAUCAAAAGCCGCCCAUAAGGGUGCGGUAGCUUCACUUAUUCGAAGCGUCACUCCAUAUUCCUUGUACACCACCCACACUGGCUCCCAACAUUAUGAUGACGAUGUCCCUAGAAUACCAACAGCAGCAAUAACCGUGGAGGAUUCGCAUUUACUCAGAAGAUUGUUCAUUCGUAAAAAUAAGAUUGUUUUGAAAUUAAAGAUGGAAAGUACGUAUGAUACGCAAAAAUCUCGAAAUACGAUCAUAGAUUUAAAAGGAGCUGUAGAUCCUGAUAAGUAUGUUAUAGUUUCUGGACAUAUAGAUAGUUGGGAUGUCGGUCAGGGUGCAAUGGACGAUGGUGGUGGUAUGAUGAUAAGUUGGUUUGCUCCGGUCAUACUUAACCAUUUUCAACUUCAUCCUAAAAGAACUGUACGUGCUAUUUUAUGGACUGCCGAGGAGCCGGGUUUAGUAGGUGCUGCCCAAUAUUUAAAACGUCAUAUUAAAGAGCUCGAUAAAAUAAUUUUUAUUAUGGAAUCCGAUGAAGGAACGUUUGAGCCAUUAGGUUUAGAAGUAGGCGGGUCAAAAGAUGCGGUGUGCAUAAUUGCUGAGAUAUUGAAAUUAUUUACACCAAUCGAUAACUUGAAGGUAUCUAAAAAUCCUGGUUCCGAUAUAAUACUUUUUAUAAAUGAAGGGAUACCUGGAGCGUCGUUGAUGAAUAAAAAUGAUAAAUAUUUUCGCUAUCAUCACUCAGAAGCCGAUACAAUGGAUGUGGAGAAUAUUGAUGAUGUUGUCAACUGUGCUGCAUUUUGGGCUGCUGUAUCUUAUGUUAUUGCUGAUAUAUCCGUUGAUAUACCUCGCCAAUGAUUAUUUAGUAAUACCCUACGAGUAAAAUCCUUGUAUUAUUCUUUUAAAGAAACUAAUUAAUAUGUAAGGCUAAAGACUAAGAAUAAAUAAGAAGACAUAAUUUAAUAUAGAACCUGAGAAGUAAUUGCUAAAAAGAAAAACACUUUUGUAUCAGAGUACUUUUAUACUAAAACCCUACAAACUAUUGGAAAAGCACUAAAUCACAAAUAGUUUAAAGUUAGGAAAAAUAAUGAUAGCGCUUUCUGAAACAGUGCAAAGUUUGGAUGCAAAAGCAUUCUUGGCGCGGAAUUGCACGUUCUAGGAAAAAUGUAUUUUCAAAACCUUUCAGGUUUCCAAUUGAUUCGGAAUAUGUUGCAGAGAGCAAAAACGAUGACUUUGAUAUCUUUGAUUCGUGUUUUCAAUACUAAGUUUAAUAUUUUUA